CUCGACAAUAUUGGUUGACCUGUCGUUUGUCAACAUUGGUUCUGCUGAUAUUGUCUUUUUUUAUAUUUGAAAAAAAGAACAAGGUAUGGUAAACUUGGCCGACGCACUUAUGAUAAAUACGGUGACGGAUGGAGCUAUGAAUUUUUUACGUCAUAUUGGUAUUUUUAAGACUCAGACGGCACCUCAAGCCCCCGCGCCAAUAAUUAUCAAGAUGCCGUUGUGGCAACUCGCGCAAGAGGCGGGGCCGUUCGUCCGGCUGGCAGGGCUCAGCGGUGCAGCCGCCGUAGUGCUUGGCGCUAUGGGUGCACACCGCAACUUUCCAGAACCAGAAACCAAAGAAGAUUUAAAGAAAAUAUUUGAAACAGCCAAUCGAUUCCACUUCCUUCACACACUUGCACUUGUCACAGUGCCUCUUUGCCGGAGACCCUAUGUUGCCGGUGCAUUCUUUGUAGCUGGGAUGACACUAUUUUGUGGUACAUGCUAUUACCACGCAUUCACAGGUGACCGCUGCUUCCGCAGACUUACUCCAAUUGGUGGCUCCUGUCUCAUCCUUGGUUGGGUCGCAAUGGUCUUGUAAACCUUCAUGACUAAAUAUUUACUAGAUUUAAACUUUCUCGAUAGUUGAUCAAGUGUAUAUUUAGUUUAGGAUAAUGUAUCAGUUAAUUGUAAUAACUGUUAGCACUUGUUAUAAUAUAUGUAGAUUAUAUGUUUAGACUGUUUAUUAUUUAUAAUUUCAGUGUUAUUUUAAAUCUUAAGCACAAGUUGCAAAUAUUUCUCAUAGUGAUUUAAUAAAUACAAUUUUGUUAGUCAUUGGUAGAAUCAUUAUAUUUGUGUAAUUAGAUCUUUGAUAACUAAGGUGAUGUUAAAUGAAUUACAUAAUCAAUUUGAAGAAGUUUCCAUUUUGUUGUGGAUAGGUGGCAGUCUUUAGUAAUAUAAAAGUUAUUAAAUAUUCCAAAA
This is a messenger RNA of Trichoplusia ni (cabbage looper), 957 nucleotides long. RefSeq names its product transmembrane protein 256 homolog. The record is from RefSeq and is a predicted model, not a curated record. The transcript is spliced from 3 exons. NCBI's taxonomy places the organism in Eukaryota, Metazoa, Arthropoda, Insecta, Lepidoptera, Noctuidae. Bases 86 to 577 code for a protein of 163 amino acids.